AUGGCAACUACAACCAUACAAGUCACGGAGCCCGCCACCCUCCGCUCUAAUGGAAAUCUCACGGUCCCCAACAUCAUUGAUCAGAGGGCCGCGUAUGAGCCUCUGAGAGAAGCGUGCUCCAUUCCCCGCACCGCCAAUCCUCGCGAUGGUUGGAGAAUCAUCACGUACAAGGAACUGGCCAAUUGUGUCAACUAUAUGGCCCAGGUGAUCUUGCAGAAUUAUGGUGCACCUCCGAAAGACACCUUUCCCACAAUUUGCUACAUUGGGCCAAAUGACAUUAGAUACGGGAUUAUGAUUGUUGCCGCCAUUAAGGCUGGCUAUAAGUCUCUCUUCGUGUCCCCAAGGAACCCUCUUGAGGCGCAACUGAAUCUUUUCAAUCUUUCCAACUGCCAGAUUGUGGCACGCCCAAAAUCUCACACUGCCGUAGUCGAUUUAUGGUUGAAGAACCGACCAAUGGAUGUUCUUGAAGUUGAAGACCUGGAAUCCAUCUUAGCACAGCCAGAGAUUCCCACAAUCCCUUACACCAAGACGCAGGCCGAGGCCGAGUGGGACCCCUUUGUCGUACUUCACACGAGCGGUAGUACAGGACUGCCGAAGCCAAUCGUUGUCAAGCAUGGCUCUGUUGCCAUGACCGACACUCUUCGCCAAUUGCCCCCUUGGAAUGGCACUGUGCCCACUGGGCAGGCUAUGGAUGCCAGAACCAAACGGCACUUCAGUCCCAUGCCUUUGUUUCACGCUGGUGGCGUUUAUGGGUUUCUUGGAACCAUGGUCUUGGGGGGAAAGCCUCUUGCGCUUCCUUACGCUGACCGUCCCUUGACUCCUGAACUUUGCAUCGAGUGCAUCAAAUACUCGAAGGCGGACAGUGCUGGACUUCCUCCCUCAGUCUUGGAGGAAAUCUCUCACCGCCCCGAGCAGAUCGCAGAGUUGAAGAAACUUGCAUUUGUCGGUUUUGGAGGCGGUCCUUUGAGUCAGGACGCCGGCGAUACCUUGGUCAGAAACGGAGUCCACCUGAUUAAUAUCAUUGGUGCGACCGAGACACUGCCCAUGUGCGUAUGGUACCAAAAGAACCCGGAGCUUUGGCAGUAUUUCAUUUACAAUGAUGAGUACUCUGGACUCGAAUGGCGCAGGGCAACAGGUGAAGACAACGUCUACGAGAUGGUCAUUACUCGCAAGUCGAAGCAAGUGCCGAUCCAAGGAAUCUUCUACACGUUCCCGGACAAGGAAGAGUACAACACCAGCGAUUUGUACAAGCCCCAUCCGACGUUGCCAAACCACUGGAAGUUCUAUGGUCGUGCGGACAACAUUCUCAACUUGUCCAACGGAGAGAAGCUGAAUCCCACUGAUAUGGAGGACAUCAUCAUGGGCCACGCUGAAGUGCGGAACGCGCUCAUCGUUGGGGCCUGGAAGUUCCAGCCUGCACUCAUUGUCGAGCCCAUGACGUAUCCGAAGACCAAGGAGCAAGAAGACGACUUGAUUGACCGCUUGAUGCCGACAAUCGCCGAGGCAAACAAAAUCAUUGCUACACACGGGCGGCUUGUCAGACAUUUGAUCAUGUUGGCUAAGCCCGAGAAGCCGUUCCUCCUAGCUGACAAAGGAACUGUGAAGAGAGCCGCCACGGUCAAACUGUACCACGAUGAGAUCGAGGACCUUUAUGCCAACCCUAGGGAGAUUCCCCUCGACAGAGUUCCACGUCUUGAUCUCAACUCUGAGGCUGCGCUUGCCCAGUCGAUUGAGAAGCUCUUCCGUGAGCAUCUUGGAGUGCCUCGCAUGGAACCCAACACCGAUUUCUUUGCCGCUGGCAUGGACUCUCUCCAGAUAAUUACUGCUGCUCGACUUGUCACCGCAAGCCUUCGUGUCACGGACAAGGCUUACAGCGGAGCUAAUAUCGAAGCGCGCGACAUGUAUGCUCACGCAAGCCCUAUUCAGCUUGCCGGUCACAUCCUCCAAAACGUUGUUCGUGGGCAGGCGAAUGGAGAGGCCAGCUCUGAUGGUCCCAGCGUUGAACCUAUGAAGGAGCUCUACAAUCGCCUUUCACAGAACUUGAUCCAUGCUAAGCCUGGUAGACCGGAGGCUCGGAAGAGUAACCAGACUGUCAUCUUGACCGGGUCUACAGGUAACAUGGGCUCGUAUCUUUUGGACGAGCUGGUCCGGAACCCUCAAGUCAGCAAGGUCAUCUGUUUCAACAGAUCUCCCGAUGGAGGUGCUGGCAAGCAGGAGAAGGCAAUGGAGGAGCGCGGAUUAGUGUCUCCCAGCAAGAGAGGCAAAGUCGAAUUCUUCCACACCAACCUGGCACAGCCGAACAUGGGCUUGCGUGAGGAGGUCUAUGGACGUCUUUUGAAGGAAGUUGACCGUGUGGUUCACAACGCCUGGGCCGUGAACUUCAACAUGCCCUUCGAGGCAUUUGAGCCUCACGUGAAAGGCGUGCGAAACUUGGCCGACUUCGCUGCGAAAGCAGACAGACGUGUUGUCAUGGUGUUUGUCUCUACCAUCGGCACUGUGAGUGGCUGGACUCCGGAUCGUGGUCCGGUUCCAGAGGAGUCUCUCCGAGGAGAUUGGAAGAUCGGCGGCGGUAUCGGAUACGGCAGGAGCAAGCUAGUGUCCAGCAUGAUCUUGGAAGACGCCGCAAAGGUCGGAGACUUCCCGUUGUCAGUGGUUCGCGUCGGACAGAUCGCUGGACCUCUUGCCGAGCAAGGCGCUUGGAGCCGUCAAGAGUGGCUGCCAUCCAUCAUCGCCAGCAGUCUCCACAUCAAGGCACUGCCAAAGAACCUAGCCACCAUGAAUGAGGUGUCUUGGGUUCCAGUGGAGAUUAUGUCAAGGAUGAUCUUGGAUGUUGGCGGCCUCACGAAGGAAUCGACUGAGUACAACGAAGGGUACUUCACUGGUGCCAACCCAUCUCCGACAUCGUUCGAUAAUUUCGUGCCUGCUAUUCAGCAGUACUACGGCAAAAGUCGCCUUCCCGACCUCGUGACGUUCCCCGAGUGGGUCAAGCGUCUCGAGGCGAGCAAGACGGCCAGCAGAGAUUCGGGUGCCGAGCGUAACCCUGGGUUGAAGUUGCUGGACUUCUACCGCGGGAUAUCGCAGGGAGAUGAGAAGACGACGAAGGAGUUCAUCACAAAGCGGACAGCAGAAGCAAGUCCCUCUCUACGAUCAGUCGGACCUGUCACGCCGGAGUUGAUGAUCCAUUGGUGCAAGCAGUGGAAGUACGAGACUCCUGCUUCAGCUCGUGCCGGUCGUUUGUAA
This is a messenger RNA of Colletotrichum aenigma, 3240 nucleotides long. It is a transcript of the gene FUB8-7, whose product is annotated as Non-canonical non-ribosomal peptide synthetase FUB8. The coding region runs from base 1 to 3240 and encodes 1079 amino acids. Lineage: Eukaryota; Fungi; Ascomycota; Sordariomycetes; Glomerellales; Glomerellaceae. The record is from RefSeq and is a predicted model, not a curated record. The transcript is spliced from 7 exons.